UUCAAUGGGGGCUGUAGGAUGAUCCUGUUGGGUGCUACUGCUCAGAGGGAAUCUAUCUGCAGUGGAACCAGAAAGGUCUGGAAGUAAAAUAACCAUGAGUUGUGAGCAAAGAAAGAGAAGAGUGGAAAAGGGAAGGGAUUGAACUGAGCAAUAAGGCCAAAGACCCCACUGCUUUUGAGGUUGUUCAGCUAAUUUGUUUCCAAGUUUAGAAGCCUUUGGGCUUCCCCCCCCCCUUCCAGUGGUUUUUGUUGUCCUUUUUGACAGGUGGGCUCUGAAUGGAAUGGUCCCCCUUUUGGAGUUGCAAUUUGCUGCUUGGAAGGUUAUGUUGAGGAAGUAAAAGAAAGGACAGAAUAGAAACUGCCCUUUUGGAGGGUCCUCCAUCCUUUCUUUUCCCACUUUGGCUGUUUACCUUGGGGGAAAUGGGGAUUGGGUUCAUUGUGGGAUUUGCUGGUCUUUGGAAUUUGUGGAUAUUGGCCUAAAGUUUGAUUCUUGGAGGUCAGGGACUUUUGUUCCCCUCGUUUCUUGGUUUUCUUGGCCUUUGUGACUUGUGGAGCAUCUCUUGUCCUAGAGGUUUUGGUGGGAGUAGUAGUGGUGGAUUUGGAACUGGCUUCUGGGGCUUUGCCGGUGGGGGGAGGUCUGGUUUUUUGGUUGGGUAUAUGCCCUAGAAUUGGUUCUGGGCUUGGAUUGGUGGCUUGGUAAUGUUUGAGUGGUUUGGAUGAGGAAGGUCUUCCUUGGAAUGGCUUAAAGUUUGGAUUUUGGGGGUAGGUUAGGGCUGAGAUUUCUGGUUUCUGGUCUGUGAUCGGGGUUUCGUGGAGGUGGGUUUCUUGGGGUGAUUCACUACUCUGAAACCUUUCAUGUCUUUUGAGGUAAAUAUUUUACAGGUCUUUCAACUGGUUUUUGGUUUCUGAAAUUGUUGUUAGUCUGAAACUUUCUGGGUUUUGCUUAAAUUUGGAUUUGUAGUUGGUUUUAGCGUGGUGGUGAUGGUUUCGGGAAUCCAGUCGCAGGAAUUUUGGAUUUGAAACAGAGAUUUAAAGCUUCGGGCCUGAACUUGCUGUUGUUCAGGUGAUUGGGCUCUGUGUUUAAUGAGUCUGUGCUUCAGUGAGGUAUAUCAGUUUCACUGAGAGAGUUGAUACCCCUGGAUUCAGGAGUCUAUUCAGAGGUUGGUAUCUAGGAUCCGUGGUCCUCCAGGCUUGUAUAACAUGCUUGUAGAGUAGUGUUCUUCUGGAGGUUCUCUAGGUGUAAAUUCUGUUUUCAAGGGUUGCUUAGGCGCAGCUAGGUUCUCUUUUAGGUUCUUCACCCCGUUCUUUCCUUCUUAGGUUUAAUAAGAUGGCUUGUAUGAAGCUGGGAUCAAAAACUGAUUCUUUCCAAAGGCAAGGACAAGCCUGGUUCUGCACAACUGGACUUCCCAGUGAUGUUACUGUUGAAGUUGGAGAUAUGUCAUUCCAUCUUCACAAGUUCCCUCUACUAUCCAAGAGUGGUCUUUUGGAAAAAUUAAUUGAGGAGAAAUCUGACCAUUCAGAGGGCUGUGUCAUAGAGCUACAUGAUGUUCCCGGCGGUGCAAAAGCAUUUGAACUAGUUGUUAAGUUUUGCUAUGGUGUGAAGUUAGAACUUACUGCCUCAAAUGUUGUGUACCUCCGCUGCGCUGCUGAGCAUCUUCAAAUGACAGAAGACAUUGUAGAGGGCAACUUGAUUUCUCAGACUGAAACCUUCCUUAACCAAGUAGUACUCCGUAGCUGGAAAGAUUCAUUAAAAGCACUCCAAACAUGUGAUGAUCUUCUGCCACAUGCUGAAAAUCUUCAUAUUGUAAGGAAAUGCAUUGAGUCAUUAGCUGUUAAAGCAUGCACAGAUCCAAAUCUAUUUGGCUGGCCAAUGAUGGAGCAUGGUAUCAUGCAAAGCCCUGGUGGGAGUGUCCUGUGGAAUGGGAUCAGCACGGGAGCCAGACCUAGACAAUGUCGUUCAGAUUGGUGGUAUGAGGAUGUCUCGUCUUUGAGUCUACCCAUGUAUAAGAGGCUGAUCUCAGUUAUGGAAUCUCGAGGCAUCAGACGAGAGAUAAUUGCUGGAUCAUUGACUUAUUUUGCCAAAAGGUAUCUUCCUGGACUGAAUAGACGUCAUAGUCCCGGAACUGUAGCUUUGACUGCUGCACCAUCUGAAGAAGAACAGAGACAUCUACUUGAAGAGAUUGAUAGCUUGUUGCCUCAUCAGAAGGGUGUGGCAUCAACUAAAGUUUUGUUUGGGCUUCUUCGCACUGCCAUGAUUCUGCGAGCCAGCCCGUCAUGCAUUUCUAACCUGGAGAAAAGAAUAGGAAUGCAGCUAGACCAGGCCACCUUGGAAGAUCUACUUCUGCCAAAUUUCUCAUACUCCAUGGAAACACUGUAUAAUGUUGACUGUGUCCAGAGAAUUCUUGAACAUUUCUUAGUCAUGGAUCAGGCAACUGGUGGGGCCUCUCCUGGUUUGGCUGAUGAGCAGCUGACGGGCUCGCCUUCUUUGACACCAAUAACUACUGUUGCCAAGUUAAUUGACGGGUACCUGGCAGAGGUUGCACCUGAUAUCAACUUAAAGUUGCCAAAGUUUCAAUCUUUGGCUGCUGCGGUACCUGAUUAUGCCCGACCACUGGAUGAUGGAUUAUAUCGUGCUAUUGACAUAUAUUUGAAGGCACACCCAUGGUUUACAGAGUCUGAGAGGGAACAAUUGUGCCGGCUGAUGGACUGCCAGAAGCUCUCCUUGGAAGCCUGCACUCAUGCUGCACAGAAUGAGCGACUCCCACUUCGAGUGGUGGUUCAAGUCCUCUUUUUCGAGCAGCUUCAGUUGAGGACCUCAAUUGCUGGAUGCUUACUUGUGUCUGACAACCUUGAUGGGUCACGGCCCCUAAGGAGUGGCCUUGCAGGCUCAAGUGAGGGUGGUGGAUGGGCAACAGCUGUUAGGGAGAACCAAGUCUUGAAAGUAGGCAUGGAUCACAUGAGGAUGAGGGUAUCUGAGCUUGAGAAGGAGUGUUCAAGCAUGAGACAAGAGAUUGAGAAGUUAGGCCGUGCGAGGAGUGGAUGGGGCGGUGUCCCGAGAAAGUUUGGAUUUAAGAUCAAGUCCCAGAUGUGCAGUGCUCAAGAGGGUUCUGUGAGCGAACAGCAGAAGACUGGGAGUGGAAAGAUUGAGAAGCUGCAGGCAAGACUUACCAAGCACAAGAAACAGUUGUCUACAGAUAUGUGAACUCUUUCUCUCCUGAUCAGCACCACAUGACCGUAAUAUUAGUUUUCUGUUAUUUUUUUCUUAGCAAUGUAACUGUGAAUUCAAUUGCUUUUUGUCUCUUUGAUGUUUGCCUUUUGUUUUGUCUUAGAUUCAUCCGAUUUGUCUGGUGAGAUGUGAAUGUAUGGUCCUUGAUUUUCCUUCAUGCUUCUUGAAAGUUGUAACUUAAUGCUGGAACUGCAAAUUGGAAAACAGUCCAUCUUGUCCUUGUCGUAUAAUUUUCUUCUGUAAUGCCACAUUAAUUAUUGAUAUUGCUGAAAAACCCAAAAUAUUCUUUUUGUA
Molecule: messenger RNA, 3519 nt
Organism: Elaeis guineensis (African oil palm)
Lineage: Eukaryota; Viridiplantae; Streptophyta; Magnoliopsida; Arecales; Arecaceae
Product: BTB/POZ domain-containing protein At1g30440
Molecular function (GO): protein binding
Source: RefSeq, a predicted model, not a curated record